AUGGCGUCACACACAUAUAGCUCGUCAGUUCGAGCUGGGCCCAAACCUUCAAAUCAACCCGUGGCACCCCCCAAUUUCGCUGACCCAAACUUUGACCCUGCCGACUUCCUCAAUGACUCUCUAUCACCGCUGACUGUGGCAUCCGCCCAACCCAAUGCCUCCCGAUCACCCGGCUCUGUGCCGUUGACAGAACUGUCCGCACAAGUCCAGUCCCUCCUCUCCCAGAUCAGCGCCCAAAACAUCCGCCUCUCGAGCACAUUAUCCCAACUCACCGAUGAAAUCCUCCGAAGUGGAGGACGACUAGCCUACGAAGUCGAGGUCCUACGAGGCGAGACAAUCGGGCUGUCUGAAACCCUGACCGAAGUUCUACGCGAUGAUAUAGCAAAUUUCGUCCCGGAGCCCUCGUCAGAAGACGCGCGCAAGACAGAACAAACGGGAGAGGAUGCGCCAGCAAACGAGGACGAAGAGACAUCAGCUACAGAGGACCAAAACGUGCCUACCAUUCCCACAGACCCAGAAUAUAUAACCAACCUUCGCACACUGAACCAAGUGCGCUCCCGCCUAGAAGACGUUGUCCAAACAUUCGGCGACGCAAUGGGAUGGCCACUCCCUCCAUCCGAAAUUUCGUUCUCAUCUUCCUUCAUCUCCGUCUCAAGCCCAGAUCUUGGACCUGACGGCCAAGACCGCGAAGAAAAGGGCCAGGAAAUGAUGAAGAAACUCCGCACGGAGGUCAUCGAACUACUCAACAGCAAGGGUGGGGGACGUGCCGGGUUGGAAGACGCCAACCGCCGUGUCGAAACUCUUCGGACACUAGCGAAUGUGUGGAAUAAUUCGGCUGAAGAAAAGGCUCGUCAUCGGUUCGUGGACAGCCUUGCGAAGAUUGUGGAAGACCGACGACGCAGCCUGGACCAGCAGGCCGUGGACCAGAACCAGCGCGGACCCCGGUCCAGGCCUGAGGCUCGGCGGGAUAGUGACAGUGGGGCGCCGGCGGGUGGGCUGUUCCGAAACUUGCAGCGUCUUCGCGAGGAAAUAUACUUGGAGUGA
This is a messenger RNA of Penicillium paradoxum, 1044 nucleotides long. RefSeq lists its product as uncharacterized. NCBI's taxonomy places the organism in Eukaryota, Fungi, Ascomycota, Eurotiomycetes, Eurotiales, Aspergillaceae. Bases 1 to 1044 code for a protein of 347 amino acids. The transcript has a single exon. The record is from RefSeq and is a predicted model, not a curated record.